AUGAGCGGCGAUCGUGCAGAUGGCCCUGGCGGUGCAGCCGCAAUUGGCAUGACGGCCAUGUUCAGUUUCUUGCUGGUCGUUCGGCUGGCUUGCGCCGUCUUGGCUCCAAUCAUGGAUUGCGACGAGACCUUCAACUAUGUAGAACCCAUACAUUAUGUGACGCACGGCACCGGCAUGCAGACCUGGGAGUAUUCACCGCAGUUCGCAUUGCGCUCGUAUGUCUUCGUUGAGCUGUAUGCGAUUCCCAUCCGCCUCGCCAGAUUGUCGGGCUUUAACAAGGUUCAAGCCUUCUACUGCCUUCGAGGGUCCUGUGGACUUGCGAGCGCUUUUUGCGAAGCCAGCUUCUGCGAUGCAGUUCAAUGCUCCUGCGGCACAAGGGUGGCAAUCCUGACCUUGUGCUUUCUGGCUGGGGCAAGCGGAAUGUUCCACUCCUCUGUCGCCGUGUUGCCCUCUACCACAUGCAUGUAUGCUGUACUCCUCGGAUUUGCAGCAUGGCUGCGCCGGCGCUAUGCAGUGGGACUUGGAUGUGGGUCGUUUGCAGUCCUUUUGGGGAUGGCCGUAGCUGCGCCGAUGUUUGUGCCGAUGGGUCUAGCCGCACUUGCCCCGCAGAAUUUGGGCUUCCUUCGCGUCUUCGGCGUCGCCACGCUGGCACUCGUGGUCUUCGCGGUGGUUCCUUCACUUAUAGACUGGAGCUACUAUGGCUCGCGCUGGCCUGUUUGGACGAUGGGCAACCAUUUGCUGUACAACUUUGGAGUCGGUGGUGGAGGUGUGGGUGCAGAUCUUUACGGAACGGAGCCGUGGACUUUCUAUGCCAAGAACCUCUUGCUGAACUUUAACCUGGCCGCGCUGUUGGCAGUGCCUGCCAUUCUGUGCUCGCUCCGACAGCGCCAGCUGACACUCCUGCUGAUUCCGAUGUAUGUGACGCUGGCGAUGUUCACGAAGAUGGCGCACAAAGAGGAACGCUUUCUGACAAUGGUAUAUCCGUUGAUUUGCCUGUCCGCAGCCACCACGUUGGAUGCUGUGCUCUGCGGUGCAGAAAAACUAGUGGGCUUAUGUCUGCGAGAAUCAGACGCAGCUCCGAAGAUACGGACUUGGAAGGCGAGUAAGGUGGUGUCAACAUUCUUGGGUGCAGCGUUUGUGGUGGUGUUUGCCACCAUAUCUUGUUCAAGAAGUGCGGCCCUGCACUUCCACUUCAGAGCGCCGCUACAACUCUAUGAGAAGAUUUACUACGAAGGAGCGGCUGGUCUAUCUUCAGCCAGCAACAGAGGUGGCGUCUGCGUGGGCAAGGAGUGGUACCGCUUUCCUUCCAGCUUCUUCCUGCCGAGCACCGAGGCCGGACCGCUUCCGCUUCUCUGGGUGAACUCUUCAUUCGACGGCCAGCUCCCCAGGCCCUUCGCGCCGUGGCCUGAGGGCCUUUGGCAGGUGCCCCCGGACAUGAAUGAUCGGAACUUGAGGGAGCCUUCGCGCUACCACCAUGAAGACGAAUGCAGUCUUCAUGUCGAUCUGGUCUUGCCACAUCAAGUAGAGGAGCCGCCGGAUCCGGCAUCGUGGGAGGAGAUGCACUGCGAACCUUUUCUCGAUUCUGACCGCUCCCCCUUGCCAUGGAGGGCCUUCUACGUUCCCUUUGGUGUUUCCGACAGGCGGAAUCAUUUCGCGCGAUACUGCAUCUGGCGCCGGAGACUGGAAGUUGUCGGAAACCAGUUGAAGGCUUAUUGCUUCGAGUUGAAGGAUGCCCAUGCAUGCAGCAUGAAGCGAAGAAGCCACCGAAGGACUGGCGAUAGCGCAAGCAUGUACAGCAGCAUCGUGUCUGACUCGACUGCAACAUCGUCAAAGAGAACUUCGGAUCUCCAAGGGCAGGGCGGCCACGGCCAGCGCGGCAUGCUGAGAUGGAUUCUCAGUGCAGGGAUGCGGCAGCUCACCGCUAUUGCUGGAGGUGCCGAGCUCCUUAGGAUGGGGUCUUUUGCCACACCGCGAUUUGCGUGGUGCCAGCAACGUAUUUCGGCACGGGUGACAGCCCAGCAUCCUGGGCCACACGGCCAGGACACCAGGAGCAUGGAUCUGCCGGCUGUACUGGGCAAACCCUUCCAGCCAGCCCUGGAAAGGUACUGCCGAGUCGAACCACCGCUGCGGAAAGAGGAGCUUCAGGAGCUCAAAGCCCUGCUUCUCGCCAAGAAGACCCUGGACACGAGCAAAGCCAAGUGCAUUGGCAAGUUCUGCCCUCGCUUCACGCACUCCGACCCAUGCCUGGCAGAUAUGCCGCAAGUAGCGCUGAGUCCGGAGAUUUGCCGGAUGCUGGAGCAAGCUCCCGGGCUGACAUCUAGAAAUGCCACAGCCAACGAAGCUGAGAAGUCUGCAAAGCCAGAUGCCGACGCGGCCUCGCCGCAUGAAGUGCUGGAGUCCUCACCGAGGCCGAAGUCUGAGUCUAAGCCAAAGCGCAAUCGACAGGUGUCCAACACGGAUGAAGACUUGGAUGUGUGGAUUCACAGCCAGUAUUAUGCAAGCGGGGGUCAAAAAAAGAAAGCGUUGCAAGCUUUGUCGAGACAUCAGACAGGGACCAGUGUUCAUCAAGUGCCAGAGGUUCGCAAGAUCAACUCUUGCACCAGCCGCUUGGGUGUGAAGCUGGAAUAUUUCCGGGAUCACACCGACGAGGUGGAGUCGUUGACGAGAGUUGUAGAGGAGGGCUUCAUGUAUCAAGAGACCUCGUGCGGCGAGCCUCUGGUGAAUGUGGCGAAGCUACGAUCUCGCGGGCUGAAAGUGAAGGAGACAGAUCUGGAGAGAGGAGGUCGUCCCCGGAGCCAAGCUUCUGGAAGGACCUCCCCGACUCGAGCCUGCACUCCCAGAGACGUGCGAACUCCGCCAUGCAGCGUCCGGCUCCGUGAAGUGGUCAUGCGAGCUCGGGACGCAGAGCUCGAGAGACGAGUCGACCAGGCCCUCCGCAUACGCUCGCGGCAGACGCGGCACCUGAGGGCCCAGAGAGAGCGGCCCUGGCUCACUUUUCUCGUCCUCGCUUUGACUUCAAAGGUUUUGCAAAAACUGGUGACAGUCCAUCGACAGAUUAGGCACGCGGUCUGCGGUGACAGCACCCAAGCGAUCAGGGUGUACCGGGACGACUUCAGGCAAAUCUGUUUGGAGCGGGGGGAGGACCUGAGCCUGUUCACGAACCGGCAUUGUGAAGCUGUGCAGACUCAUGUAACCCACCUCUGUGACCUUGAGUUGCGGCGACGACGGAGUCUGUCGAUCUGGACAGCCUGGAAAAAAAUGCUGCGACUUCUAGUUGUGUACAUACGACUCCGACGCCCGCUGCGGAAAGCAGCUGCUGCAGAGGCACUGAAGAGCUUCAUUGGCGCAUCCGCUCGGGCGUACUUGCUACGGCGUGCUGUGAAGCACUUUGUGCGAUCGGUUCUGCUUGUGCAGAAGGCCAUGCGACAUCAAGCUCGCAUCUUUGGGACGAUACAGAAGCACAUCUUGAAGCCGUACUUGUGGUGUGCGGAGACUCUAGCACUUUGCGACACCUGCCGGGUACGCAAAGCCGAGGCAAGCGCACGAAUCGAGGCCUUUUUAGAAGAGGCGGAUGUGGAACGUUGGAAGGACGAAGUGAAGCAGAUGAUGCUGCAGAGAGCUCGGGCAUGGCGUGAAGACUAUGCCAAUGCACCCUCAGCUAGGCGAGGGAAUCCAGAAGACGAUUCCCUAAACAUCCUACCUUGUCAAUCAGAAGUUCGACAACAGAUGACACUCGCAGCAGCGACGCUUGUUGAUUCCAGAGCCUCGAAGCGUUUAGCUCAGAGCGAUGCCAUGAGUCGGACACCGAGGAAGACGCUGGUAUUCAGCAAACAUUUUGACUCCAUGGAUCGCUUGCGACUGGACUCCAGGGAACGAGAUGAGAUUGCACGAAAAGUGCUUCUGCGGAUCAUCGACACCUGGUGGAACUCUAUGUGCUUCUAUGGGGUGCAGGCAGAGAGAUCUAAGAACGACUGGAUCAGUUGGCGUAAAGAGGUACUGCGACAUGGCUCACUGGACUCGCGGGCACCCGACCCACCUGACGUGUUGGUCUGUCCUGAAAUUUCCUUCUCGCAAGCUUAUAUCUGGUUGCAGAAAGAGGUGGACCACCGAUAUCGAGACAGACUGGAGUCCACUGGACUGUUUACGGAUGGCUUGUGA
This is a messenger RNA of Symbiodinium necroappetens, 4158 nucleotides long. NCBI's taxonomy places the organism in Eukaryota, Dinophyceae, Suessiales, Symbiodiniaceae. The record is from the annotation of a GenBank genome assembly.